Molecule: messenger RNA, 3736 nt
Organism: Paramuricea clavata
Lineage: Eukaryota; Metazoa; Cnidaria; Anthozoa; Malacalcyonacea; Plexauridae
Source: the annotation of a GenBank genome assembly
AUGAGAAAUGAAGAUUGCUUUUCAUUCAAUGUCAAGAAAAUAAGUUCAAACUUGUUUUUAUGUGAGUUACUGAAUACGAGUAAGUUUCUAGACUCGGAGAAUUUGAUGAGGGACGAAAAUUUUGCUCACUGGUAUUUGCAGGUAAGCUAUAAAGCAAGCUAUAUAAACGCUAAACUAUAAACUAAGUUUACCUGUACAGUGGAUAUCUUAGUUCUAAACUGUUCUAAGAGAUCCAGUGAGGAGAUCCAUCCUUUACUGGUCCAAUUAGAUCUCUAUAUGGAGAACAGUUUAGAACUGAUACAGCUUUAUCCAGUAUAGAUAAAGUUAGUUCAGUAAAGACGUCUGUAAUCCUGGGGUCCGCGGUUUGGGCGGCGAACGUUUCACAGAAGAGCGCCGGGCGUCCAAAUAAAUUAAGUUUUGAUUAGGUUCGACACGGUAGAAAAUACGGCAAGUCAUGUCGUAUUAUGCUGACACAGGUUCGACAUGGGUUUAAAGACGCCGUGCUUUUCAUGCGCCGAAUUGAACCUAAUGCACAAAUUUUUUGAACGUACAUUAUCAUAUAAUAUAUUAGCAAUUUAGCACUGAAAUUUCUGAUAUACAGCCGUAGUUUACCGAUGUAUUUUUGGCACGGUACAAUUGAGUCCGACGUCUAAAUCAGUUGCCGAACUUGUGCCGUAUUUAAUUUUAUUAGGUUUGGCGCAUGAAAAGUUCCACUCGCAGAAAAAUAAUUUGUGCAAAUCUUUUUGAACAGUUCAAAAGUUCAAUAUGCAUCGAUAUUACUGUCGAAUAUAGUCUCUCAGAAUGCAGGAAUUUGCCAUUCCCGAGACCUAAUAGAUUUCAAAAUUUUUAGACCCCCUAAAGUUUUUGGCCAGGCCAAGGUAAAUGUGGCGCGUUUCGGCGUUCAACGCCUCGUCAGUGCAGCUUGGUACACGUCUAUAGAUACAUGAUAGAUGUGAUGGUAAUUGUGUCAGGCAUUAAACUGAUGUUGACUCGUAGCAAUGUUGUUCCAACAACUUGUCAACAGGAUGUGUUCGCAUGCACUGCUUAAUUGCUACAAAGCCUGUUGCGAACACAAGUUACGUGUGUUAAUCGUAUCUGUCGUCCGAUUUAAUUUAAUAUGAUAUACUUAUACUAGGAACCAUGUAGUCCCUCACCUUGUGAAAAGCACGGAAAAUGUGUCGUGAAUUCUGAUGGAACAGCUGGGUCAUGCAAAUGUUUUGAGAAGUACGAAGGGAAAAGAUGCGAAAUACGUAUUUUUGAUGGUAAGCCUGUCUGUCGCACACGUAAUUCAUGCUCCAAAAAAUGUAACCUUUGUGGGUUAGGAUAAACGACAUAUAGUCAAGAAAGUAAUAUCACAAUUGUCAAGGCCUGUAUGGAGAAAUGACAGAUGGUUGUUGGUGACAAAAAGUUUUGUGUGGUAUCGUUCGUAUAUAUAACAGUGGUUGGGCUGGCGGUAUUCUUUCGCAGAAACAUUUCGUAUUUUUCCACCCCUAGACUGCAUUUCGUGCGUUUUCUGAAACAGAUUUUUGGAUAUAGCCUACACUGAAUGUUAUGUUUAUCUAAAUUCCACAACUCGGUUACUAACUUGUUUAGAGUCAAACCUCCCUUCUAAAUUCCAUUUUUCUUCCAAUAUUUUGCUUAUAUUUCAGAGAAAAGGGACCUUGACUAGGAGGGGGGAAAAAUGGUUGACUGGGGGCCACCAUGGGGCUGGGGGCUUUUGCCCAUCCGGUUAUAUAGUUAAAAAAGCCCUGACAAUUGUUGUAAAGAUAAUAAUAGUCUUUAUAUACACUGUUAAAAACCCCAAAAUACUGGCAGCUGGGACGCCACAGAAUGACAGUUAUUUUACAGACACAGUUUUUUAACUGUAUUUAUACCGUAAAAAGGAUGUAAUUCAAACAUCUUUCAAAUAACAGAUUUCUUUUUAAAUCCAGUCCGUUUUACCGUAAUUUACAAUUACAGAAUACUUAACUUACUGUAAAAGAUUACUGUCAAACACAUGCUAAAUAACAGAUUUCUUUUUAAAUAAUAAUAAUAAUUUAUUAAUUUAUAAAGCGCUAAACACUAUAAAUAUUCUAAAGCGCUAUCAUUACAAAUUCAAACUAGAGGGCACUCAGAGACUGCAUACCUCCGCCCACAUUAAAUUUCGGUCGUGCGAAAUGCAACUAAAACAAUAGACAAUUAGGGCUGAAGCUUAAUGAGGUUUAUUUUAGUCAUCUCAUUGUCUUCUUAGUACUGCGUGCAUACAUUAUACACGUCCUAAUUACGCAUUCAGUGAGUUUUUUAUAAUUGACCGGGAAAAGCAAGACAAAAUUUUGUUCAUUUCUCGUUCAAUUUUUAACCAAAUUCAACCAAAUUUUAAUCAGUUCUUCCUUAGCCGAUGGGAAAUGCAUUCAAAAAAUUUCGUAUGAAUAUGUUUGGUAUUUCUUGAGUUAUCGUGCUCACAGACAAACACACACACAUACACACACACAUACACACACACACAUACAAACCCAGAUGAUUACAUAACCUCCUGGCGGAGGUAAACAAACCCAGAUGAUUACAUAACCUUCUGGCGGAGGUAAUAAAAUGUUAUAAAAUAUGAGAUGAUACCUAUAUAUACAUGUUUAAAAUUUACUAUUAUAUUUAAAGAUAAAAUGCCUUUUUAAAAAAGAAAGGUCUUUUAAAAGUCUGUUUUUAAAAGUUUCCACUGUUGACGCCUCGCGAAUGUCAGCGGGAAGUUCAAAUUUACUAUUCUAUUUAAAGAUAAAAUGCCUUUUUAAAAAGAAAGGUUUUAAGUCUGCUUUUAAAAGUUUCCACUGUUGACUCUUCACGAAUGUCAGCGGGAAGUUCAUUCCACAAAAAUGGACCAGCCUUGGCAAAAGCUCUGUCGCCAAACGUUUUCCUCAUUGUCUUAGGAACUAUUAGCAAAUUUUGCUCAUUCGAGCGCAGGCUGUAGCAACCAAUAUGCUUAGGUGUCAGAAAGUCUGAGAUAUAAUAGAGUCCAUUAUACUGUAAUUUAUACGAUUACAGUAUACUUAUACUGUAAAAAAUAACAGUACAUUAUUUGGUAAAAGACCAAGAUAUUUUUAACAGAUACUGACUGUAUGAUUGUCUGAGUCGAGUUGUGUGUGGCUUUUUCUAUAUGUAUGUAACUGUGAAGUGAGCCCCCUAGAUGAGCAACCAGUAGCUCUUGGGCAAACUUCCUUUUCAAAUUAAAUAUUUAUUAAACAAAAAAAAAUUGCACAAAAGAAAUGUUCUUAAUCUUAUCUUCACUGAUUUCUUCACUGAUUUUGCAGACCCAAAUUUCAACUUUGCACUGAACAAACCUACGAGUCAGAAGACUAGGCCAAACGGGGGGUGGAAAGCAGUCGACGGAAACAGAAAUCCUGCAUGGUCAUCAGGCAGUUGCACUGCAACUCAAACCCUGCCGCGUAUCACUGACCCACAGUGGUGGAGAGUUGAUCUCGGCGAAGAGAUUCCACUUUCAAGAGUUGUGAUCACCAACAGAGGCGAUUGUUGUGGUGCGAGAUUAGGCAAUUUCGCCAUUAAGAUUGGAAACAGUUUAGAUAACGAUGGCUUAUCGAAUCCCACAUGCGCAGGGGAUAACCUGAGUGUUCCAACUGGCCAAACUAAAACAUUCGUAUGUACACCUUGGAUACGCGGGCAAUAUUUGGUAGUUCAGUCGUAUGUUAACGAUGUUUUGACUUUAUGUGAAGUUGAAGUUUACGCCUAUACUAUGAAAAUGAUUGUAUGA